Molecule: messenger RNA, 315 nt
Organism: Exophiala spinifera
Lineage: Eukaryota; Fungi; Ascomycota; Eurotiomycetes; Chaetothyriales; Herpotrichiellaceae
Exons: 2
Coding region: 1-315 (104 amino acids)
Source: RefSeq, a predicted model, not a curated record
AUGCAGGUCGCCGCCUUUCUCUCCGACCUCAAAUCCCUCAGCAUAUGUUCCCACGAAGCUGCAAUCGCCGUUGUGGUGCCCGAAAACGUUGGGCAGCGAGCCCAGACACCGGCUCGACCGAAUACGGGCUUUAUUUCAUCGACAACAGAACCAUUGCCACUAGGACUUGCCAACGACCAGGAGUUGACGCGCGCAAAUGAGCUGGUAUCACUUCAUCACAACGUCAAGGUCAAAUAUCUCGAAACUGGACCUGAUCCUGAACUGGAACAAGCUGCGGCAAUGGUCGACCGCGUUAUUCAAGACUUGAAAACAUGA